AUGUCUGGAGAAGCCAAACUGAUUUUUAGAGAAACCUUCAACAAUCCAGUGGAUGUGCUACAGAUGUAUGAAGACAAAAGCCCCACAAAAAGAAGCAUCAAGACAGAGUUUGCAGCAAUAGAGCCUCCAUAUGUCAGGAUAUAUGACCAUGGCUUGAUAGACAUGUUUGACUUUUUAUCUCUGUCCACUACCUGUAAGAUGGACCUGCACAGUUUUCCCUUCGACACACAAAUCUGCAGUCUAACCCUUCGAUCUAUAGCGCAUUCAGAUGAGGAGCUAGUAUUCGUUCAGUCCUUACCUUCAGAACAGAUCAUCUUGGAAUCUCAAAAGAUCUUUCAGACCAAGGGAGAAGUUUAUAUCCCUACAUUGCAGAUUACCAUCAAGAGGAGACCUCUUCUGUAUGUUGUGAACUUAAUUGUUCCCGUAUUUUGCUUUCUGGUCCUGGAUGUGGCCUCAUUCUUCAUAAAGGCAUCUGUAUCAGAGAAGCUGAGCUUCAAAGUGACUUUGCUGCUGUCCAUUUCUGUGUUGCUGCUCAUUCUUAAUGACAAGCUGCCAUCAACUGCCAGUGACAUUCCAUUAAUUGGGAUUUACUGCAUUGGAGUUUUUACACUAAUUGGCACGAGCAUUCUGGAGACCAUCUUUGUGAAUGUCCUGAUUUGUAAAAGAGAAGACACCAAAUCAGAAAAAACACCAACUGCAACUGGACAAGAUGGUGGUGUGAGAGACUUGAAUAACUCUCUAGACACAGUUACCAGUGGAUAUGAAGAGGUGACAUGUAUAUUCGACAUUCUGAAGCUGAUCCUCAUGGAGGCACGUGCUAUUACUCAACAACACCAACCGAAGGAGUCACUGUGCUUGAUCAGAGCAGCAAGAAUUAUAGAUAUGACCUUCGCUGUUAUUUAUAUAGUAGCCUGUGUUGUGUUUCUGUAUCUACUUGGCAAGGUUUGGAUUGUAUUGUUAUAUCAUCUUAUACAUGACCUGCAAACGCUGGACCUGUAUAUAAGGAUAUUUCAAAUUAUGCAACUUUGUUUAUAAUGACAUAUCCCUUUAUUUAAUCCAAGUUUAGUUUAAUUUUAUUUUAUUAUGCCUUUACGUAAUCCUAAUUUAGUUUAUUUGUAUUCAAUCGGACUUAGUUUAUUUUUAUUCAUACUGUUGAGUAAAGUAAGAAAAAUGCAAUUGCCCGACCUUGUUUUUAUUCUCCCACAUUUACUCUCCCAUGGCUUUUGCUUUGGCUACGGAACACUAUAUACUCUAUAUACCUUGUUUACUGCAUGAAAAUAUUUACCCAAAUUUAUUAUAAGUAGUAGAAAUGCAUGUUUAAGGAUUAUUACAUUGCAUAUGAACCUUUUCUUUUAAGAAAAGAAAAGACAGAAUGUUCUUGUAUUCAUUAUAUUUUAUUAUCAUAGAGUAGAAAAGAGAAAAUAAUGUAUUAGCAAGAAUGGGAUCUGUUACCCGAGAGAGCAGCAUUCCAUUCCAUCAGAUAAGGAGUUGUCUGUUGCAGGCCAAGCAAAGGUGAAAGCAGCGUCAAAGAAUCCGA
Triplophysa dalaica is the source of this 1537-nucleotide messenger RNA. RefSeq names its product 5-hydroxytryptamine receptor 3A-like. The record is from RefSeq and is a predicted model, not a curated record. Gene Ontology annotation, molecular function: neurotransmitter receptor activity; extracellular ligand-gated monoatomic ion channel activity; transmembrane signaling receptor activity. Gene Ontology annotation, cellular component: membrane; synapse; neuron projection. Bases 1 to 1035 code for a protein of 344 amino acids. Gene Ontology annotation, biological process: nervous system process; monoatomic ion transmembrane transport; regulation of membrane potential. Lineage: Eukaryota; Metazoa; Chordata; Actinopteri; Cypriniformes; Nemacheilidae. The transcript has 6 exons.